AGGUCUACAUUGCUUGUUAAGUUAACCCAAACAAACCUUGAUAAGCACUCAAAGAACAAAAAGAGCUUCAAACUCUUAACACCAAACCAACCCCCCUUUACUUCCAAAUUCACAACCACUUCUCAACAAAACAACAUUCUUCUUCUCCCAAUCAACCAUGUCUCUUCAACCUCCACCACAACAACCUGUUCAAGUCUACCCAACCGCAGUCACAAACCAACCAUCUUCUCAUAAUUCAAACGGAAACUAUGGUCCGGUUUUCAUCGUCCUCGCAAUACUACUAGUCAUUUCAGUUAUCGGUUGUUUCCUCGGACGCUUAUGUAACCGACGCAAACAUAAUAGCAACAACAAUAAUCAAGAUCGUCCACGCGACGCUCCCUUGAGACGGCCGGUUAAGCCGAGUAGGCAGCAGCAGAUUCAUGAUUUGCAAUCAAGAGAAGAAGAGGAUGUUGAACUUGGUGGGAUUGAUAAAAGAAGACCUCCGCCGAUAAUUACAAGGCCUAGAGUUGUUGCUUUUGAACCAGAAGGUAGAGGUUUUCAGCCACAUGGAAAUGGUAAUGGUAACGGUAACGUGCGUGAUUUUGACAUGAAAUCUGAUCAUGAAGGUGAUCAUCAGUUUAGAUCAGGUUUAGGACAAUGAUAUGAAUCUAUAUACAAUCUCUAGUAACUUAAUUAUUAUAAGUAAAUAUUUACUUUUUAAUUUUAUUAGAUAAUUAAUAUAUUAUAUAUAAAUUUGAUAUAUUAGUUAUUCAAUAACUUUAAAAGUAUAUUUUUAUUUAUAAUAGUAACUAGAAGUGUCUGCUAAAGAAGUUAUGUAAGAUUAGUCGCUGUAUUUAAAAAUUCCCACUAUAAAUUUAAUUCCUUCGGAUUAUUUUUUUUAUUGUUAUAUUUUUAGUUCUGGAUUUUCAAAUUCAGAUGUAAAUGUAGUUAAAAAUUAUAUACUUCCUCCGUUUUA
Messenger RNA from Vicia villosa (hairy vetch), 955 nucleotides. RefSeq lists its product as uncharacterized. The record is from RefSeq and is a predicted model, not a curated record. The transcript has a single exon. The coding region runs from base 158 to 640 and encodes 160 amino acids. Lineage: Eukaryota; Viridiplantae; Streptophyta; Magnoliopsida; Fabales; Fabaceae.